AUGAAUAUACCUCCGAACUAUAAGGUUCGACACGCUGCGGUGGAAGACGCCGAGUUUAUGGACAGAUUGUGGAAGUUUCAGUCAAGUUCCAGUCUCCCUAUGUUGAAAGCUCAAGCUGAGCGUGGUUUGGCCUUUGGAACCUACGUGGAUGGCGAACUGAAAUCUUCGCUUGUCACAUUCAAUUUUGGUCCCCUGGGUGCCCUGGCCACCGCUGAAACUCAUCGUAAGAAGGGUCUGGCCCAAAUGGCUUUAAUCUACGCAGCUAAACAUCUACGCUCUGAGGGUUUGACGCCAUUUGCCUUGAUUGAAACCUUCAACAAACCCUCGUUCGGGUUGUUCAUGAAAGCUGGAUUCACACAUACCCAUAAUGUUACUUGGCUGUGGAAGCGAAGUCAAUAA
Messenger RNA from Tigriopus californicus, 399 nucleotides. RefSeq lists its product as uncharacterized. Gene Ontology annotation, cellular component: mitochondrion. The record is from RefSeq and is a predicted model, not a curated record. Lineage: Eukaryota; Metazoa; Arthropoda; Copepoda; Harpacticoida; Harpacticidae. Gene Ontology annotation, molecular function: glycine N-acyltransferase activity. The transcript is spliced from 2 exons. Bases 1 to 399 code for a protein of 132 amino acids.